UACCGCCGCGAGGUCAUGCUCUCAAAGAAUCCCAACCCCGCCCACCUGGCCAUCAGCGAGUGUGAGGAGCGCCUCACACAGCAGGGGAGAGAAGUUACUGUCAUCACUCAGAACAUCGACGAGCUCCAUCGCCGCGCUGGAUCCAAAAACAUCCUGGAGCUCCACGGUAAUCUGUUCCGAACCCGCUGUAUGAGCUGUGGUCACGAAGCAGCUAAUUACAAGAGCCCCAUCUGCCCUGGGAGGAGGGGUCAGGGAGCUCCUGACCCGGAAACCCACGACGCCCAGAUCCCAGUUCUACAGCUGCCCAGGUGUGAGCAGACAGGUUGUCACGGUCUCUUGAGACCAGCUGUGGUUUGGUUUGGAGAAACGCUCGACUCUGACGUCCUCACCCGGGCAGAGAAAGUGCUGGACAGCUGUGACCUGUGUCUCGUGGUUGGUACCUCGUCCAUCGUGUAUCCAGCGGCCAUGUUUGCUCCUCAGGUGGCGGCCCGCGGCGUCCCCGUGGCCGAAUUCAACAUGGAGGACACGCCGGCCACCAUGCGCUUCAAGUUCCACUUCCACGGCCCCUGUGGGAGCACGUUACCCGCCGCACUCGCACGCCACGAGAUGGAGACACAUUGAAAGUGGAGGUUUGGUCCAACAUGUGGAGAUGGACACGUGAAAAUAAGAAGAGGUCAAGAAAUCUGUAGAAGAUAAAUAUGAGUUACACCUUCAGAAUUCAGUUCAUGAAGAUCUCACAUGCUAUUAUGAUUUGUCAGGAAAUGACAAGAAAAACUACUGUAACAUUAAAUUAUCAUCAAUUAUUGCACUUUUAAUAGUUAAACUUUAUUUGCUAAAGUCAAAGACAUUGAAGCAAAUUGUUUCCCUUUUUCAGGUUAUUGAAUGUCAGCCAGCAGGGGGCAGUGUUUAGCUGCUGCUGUUCACUGGGUCUGUGGGAGUUUCAGUUGAUUCAAGUUCUGGAACUUUACUCAGCUUCAGUUAAACCAGUGGAACCAGUGACUGAGCUUCUGUCCCAGUCACAAGGAAAAGGGUUUGAAUUUGAAGGUUUUGUUUCACGUAUGUAACGUGAUUGGAGCAGUUUUGCUGAUGGGACUUGAAAUAAAUGAAAACUCAUAAACUGAAGGAUUUCUUAUGAAUGUGUGUGUUUAAAAUAGUGUGUUGUUCAAAUGAU
Limanda limanda (common dab) is the source of this 1171-nucleotide messenger RNA. Its product is annotated as NAD-dependent protein deacylase sirtuin-5, mitochondrial-like. The record is from RefSeq and is a predicted model, not a curated record. The transcript is spliced from 8 exons. The coding region runs from base 16 to 621 and encodes 201 amino acids. Gene Ontology annotation, molecular function: NAD+ binding. NCBI's taxonomy places the organism in Eukaryota, Metazoa, Chordata, Actinopteri, Pleuronectiformes, Pleuronectidae.